AUGGCCACUGCAUAUGAUUUUACUUUCAGCUUAGUAUUGUAAUUGUAUGCCUUAGAACUUAAUUCACCAAAUAUGUUUAUCAGAUUAAGUUCAUUAUUAGCUUGUGUAGCAAGUGCACUAUAUGUUUUUAGCAUUUAUUUUGUAAUCAAACUAUCUUAAAUGAAGAAAUAUGCUUUUAAUAAUAAUGUUAUCUAAACUAAGUAUGGAUCUAUUUUUGAUGGAAUUAAGAUUAAUGAAUUUUCCAAAUAUCUUAAUGCUAUUCUUCUAAUUAAAAAACUUAUCUUUAUGUUAUUAUUAAUUUUCGCAUAUGAGUUUCCAAUUUUUUAAACUGUCAGUAUUACACUUCUAUCAACCUCAAUGAGUCUAUUUUACAUCUUAUUUAAUCCAUUAGAAGAUAAAUUGGAGUAUUUUAAAUAGUUAUUUAGUGAAGUUAGCAUCUCUUUUACAUUAUUGAGUAUUACAAUUCUGACUUGUGAUUUUGAAUUAUUAUAUUUUUCAUAUGAGAUCAGAUAAUAUUUUGGAUGGGGUUGCAUAUUUUUUAUGUCGUCUAUAUUAUGCAUUCAAUUAGGGAUUGAUGGCUUUUAAUAAUGGAAGUUUCUUUUUAAGAAGUAUAAGCAAAUUAAAAGACUAGCUUAAUAAAUUCUUGGAGUAUUUUAACAGAACAAUAAAGUAACUGCCCAAUCUAGUGUUUUCUAUUGA
Molecule: messenger RNA, 699 nt
Organism: Paramecium primaurelia
Lineage: Eukaryota; Ciliophora; Oligohymenophorea; Peniculida; Parameciidae
Source: the annotation of a GenBank genome assembly